AUGAAGACCGGUAUCCUACUUAUGUUCCUAUGGGGGUUAUCCUGUGCCCUCCCGGUUGCCAGACAUCAAAAUACUGAAUCUGAGAGCUCAGAAGAAUGGCCGGGCGAUUUGGCUCCAUCACCACCACCACCCAUGGAAAGUAAACAUUUUUCUUUUCCCUUUCAGAACAGUGAGUCAUCCGACGAGAGUAAAGUUAGCUCAGAGGAACAGACAAACGACAAUCCCAGUGACAGCACUGAGUCUCAAGAGGAUGUGGACUCUGACGGUGACCAGUAUGCUCAUAGACCCGCUGGCGGCCUCUCUAAGAGUGUGGGGACAGAAGCUGAUAAGGAAGAUGAUGAAGAUGACAGUGGAGAUGACACCUUUGGUGACGAGGACAAUGGUCCAGGGCCUGAAUGGGGAGGACGCUCCAGACAGGACAGUGAUGAGGACUCUGCAGACAACACACAAUCCAGUGAAGAGAGCACCUCACAAGAAAACAAUGCCAAAGAUACCCCCAGUGACAGCAGGGACCAUGACAGUGAGGAGGAAGCAGACAGCCGACCUGAAGCAGGUGACUCCACUCUGGACAGUGAGAGUGAGGAACACUGGGUAGGAGGUGGCAGUGAGGGGGAGAGUAGCCAUGGGGAUGGCUCUGAGUUUGAUGAUGAAGGGAUGCUGAGUGAUGACCCUGAAAGCAGCAGGAGUGAGCAAGGACAUUCCCGGAUGAGCAGCGCUAGGAUGAGGUCAAAAGAAUCAAAAGGGGACCAUGAUCUCACAGGUACUCAGGAUUCAGAUGACAGCCAAUCUGUGGAAUUUUCAAGCAGCAAAUCCUUUAGAAGGUCCCAGGUCUCUGAGGAAGACGACAGAGGUGAGCUUGUUGACACCAGUAGCAGGGAAACCCAGAGUGACUCCACAGAGGACACCACCUCCAAGGAGGAAAGCAGGAGCGAGUCUCAGGAGGACACCACCGAGAGUCAGUCCCAGGAAGACAGUACAGAGGGACAAGAUCCUAGCAGCGAGUCCAGUGAAGAGGAUGGGCCAUCCCAGGAAAGCAGCAGUGAGUCUCAGGAAGGAGUGGCUGGUGAGUCCAGAGGUGACAACCCAGAUAGCACAAGUCAGACAGGAGACCAGGAAGACAGUGAGUCCAGUGAGGAGAACAGCUUGAAUUCGCUCUCCAGCUCAGAAAGUCAGUCUACAGAGGAGCAAGCUGACAGCGAGUCCAACGAGAGCCUCAGACUCUCAGAGGAAAGUCAGGAAUCAGCCCAGGAUGGGGACAGUUCCAGCCAGGAAGGCCUCCAGUCUCAGAGCACUUCAAGGGAGAGCAGGAGCCAGGAGAGCCAGUCUGAGCAGGACAGCCGUUCUGAGGAAGAGGGUGACAGUGACUCUCAGGACAGUAGCAGAUCCAAAGAUGAUAGCAACUCUACAGAGAGCACUUCAAGCAGUGAGGAAGACAGCCACCCCCAAAACAUGGAGGCUGAGAGUAGGAAACUAACAGUUGACGCUUAUCACAACAAACCCAUCGGGGACCAAGAUGACAACGAUUGCCAAGAUGGCUACUAA
Molecule: messenger RNA, 1542 nt
Organism: Cricetulus griseus (Chinese hamster)
Lineage: Eukaryota; Metazoa; Chordata; Mammalia; Rodentia; Cricetidae
Source: RefSeq, a predicted model, not a curated record